This is a messenger RNA of Penicillium malachiteum, 204 nucleotides long. RefSeq lists its product as uncharacterized. The record is from RefSeq and is a predicted model, not a curated record. NCBI's taxonomy places the organism in Eukaryota, Fungi, Ascomycota, Eurotiomycetes, Eurotiales, Aspergillaceae. Bases 1 to 204 code for a protein of 67 amino acids. The transcript has 2 exons.
AUGGAUCUUAGUGGGCCUGCCCUUACACCUCCGGCUGGCGUGACCUCAAAUUUCGAUAAUCCACCAAACAAUAAUCCCUUGGCUAUCGGUGUAUUUGCAACUUGUGCAUCUGUUGCUACAAUAUGCAUUUUCAUGAAGGCUUAUGCUAGUCUAUGGAUAGCAAGAAAAGUGCAGAUUGAGGAAGUCGACGUGAUCCUGAUUUGA